Brassica rapa (field mustard) is the source of this 5012-nucleotide messenger RNA. RefSeq lists its product as uncharacterized. Lineage: Eukaryota; Viridiplantae; Streptophyta; Magnoliopsida; Brassicales; Brassicaceae. The record is from RefSeq and is a predicted model, not a curated record.
GAGUGAUCUGUCGAGAUAAUUCAUGCGUGGAAAAUGAUUGCCUCGAAAGAACUAUGUAUAAAAAAAACUUAUUAGAGUUUCUUUCACUCAGCUAAUUUAAGAAAUGAAUUAACUCAGAUAACUCGUGUUGAUUAAAUCUUCAAACGUUAUUGUAUAUAUAGUUGUAAAUUUUGAAUCAUUAGGUGAAGCAACCAAAAAUUUCACUUUCUAUAGAUACGUGGAGGAAAAGCUAUCGUAUAUACGUUGUUUUAUGUUACUUUGUUGUGCUGUCAAAACGUGGAACAUUUUUCUUAUAUUGUACAUCUCAAAGGUACCUAAUGUAAUGCAUAAAUAAAAUAAAACUUAUACGGAUUUGUGUUGUUGGCACAUGGAGACGUGUCGACGUUUAUUCAGUACCAAACCUCUUCACCUUGACCUAAAUUGCUUUCCCGAUUUGCUUAUAUCAUCACCCAAUGCCGACAAGAUUUUAAAUUUUGUACCUAUCUUCAUACACAUAUAAAAAUGUAAUGCAGUUUCGUACAUUUUCAAGUAAACAAAUGAUAAACUAUUGAAUAAUACAUGCAGAAGAUGAUUGGGCAUUAUUUCCACGUAAUUCAAAGUUAAAUCACCAUAACACGACAAAGUGGCUAAUCGUGGCAGGAUCCACAAGCAAUAUUCAGUAGGUGUCAAGGGUACAAUAGAAAAUUCAUGUUGAGCUCAAUAAUUCAGAUUCAUGAUCACAGAUCCACAAUAUAUAAAGAGCUAUGACCGUGAACUUUGAACAUCAAACGCACUACACUCUACAUCCUCAAACUCCAAUGCACAACUCAUCACGAGCUCUAACUCAAAAUGACAGAAAUACCCUCGUACACUAUUGAAAACCCUAGUUUCGAGCCUACAAAGGUUAAGAAACAAUACAACAUAUACUCUUCGUUUCUCCCGAUCCUCUUAUCGAUAUUCACCUACAUUUUGAUCUUCUACGUUCUUGACGUCUCUCCUUCAUUGAUCUUCAACAACACAAAGAUCUUGUUCUUUGUUUCCAACGCACUUGUUCUCAUCAUAGCGGCAGAUUACGGUGCAUUCGCUGAGAGAGAGAACCACGACUUCUACGGAGAAUACACGGCCGCGACGAGAAGCAACACGAUAGAAAACUAUAAACCGGAAAACUCGGGCUAUGAGAUGGGUUUGGCGGAAGAAAUCAAGAAAAGUAAGACACAAGAAGAAGAAGUCAGAGCGAAAGAUAUACCACGUUACUUGCAUCACAAGGACGAGGAAGUUCCUGAGAAAACAUUACAAGUCGUAAGCGAGAACAUUCCGAGAAGCAAACUUAUCCAAAAACACGAGCCAACGACUGAGCACAACAUUAGUAAUGGAGAAACUUGCAAAGCAAGAAAGCUAGUGAACCCUAAACCCUACGGAAGAAGCAAAUCUGAUAAAGCAAGCUCAGAACGUCAUCGUCGAGAGAUCAAACCUAGGCCUAAGAGUUACGUUCGAAGCAAGUCUGACGAUAGCUCGAAAUGGAUGGUUGUUCACAAGGGCCAGAAGAAGGCUCAUGAGGAGGCGGAGGAGAAGUGGGAGAAUGUAAGAGAAGAAUCUGAAGAAUUCGCGAAGAUGUCGAACGAGGAGUUGAACCGACGAGUCGAAGAUUUCAUUCAACGGUUCAACAGAGAUAUCAAACGACAAAGUUUAGUCUAAGUUUAAUUUCAUUUAAUUUGUCGUAAUACGGCAAGUCUAGUCAGCCUUUUUGUGUCAUUUUUUGUUUAUUAUUUUUACUUUGCUUUUAUAUGCGUUUGUCGUUAGAGUUGGUAAUAAAUGAGAUCAUGGAGAUAAUCGUGAAUGAAUUUUAAUUUCUAUGGCUGAAAGUAAUGAAAGCAGAUGUUAAAAAAAAAAAAGAAUUCUUGCCUGCUUGUUUAAUUAAAGUAAACUCUCAUCCCAAGCUCAGGUGAAAUUUCAGUCCUUGUAUCCUUUAAUGUUACGUGAGCCAAGAGGAAAGGACUGAUGAUUAGAUUAGGCCAUUACUUUACAGUUAGUGUUACUAAACUAGGUAACAUCUAUAUAGUAGUGAUUAAGACAUUACAUUGCGAUGUAUUUGUUCCUGUCAGAUUCUUGGGUUUUCAAGAUUAAAGGCGACUGGAAUUAUUCUUAGAUGUCCGGCUUAAUCCACAUUCAGCAUAGAGAACUACUUUAAAUAAAAACUAGAUAACUUCAUGUGUGGGAUCAAAGGUAAACUGGAGAAUUCAAAGGAGUUUCAGAAGUAUUUUGCGUUUAGUCUAGAGAAGAAUAUAAAACUGAGGCACCGUGAAGAUGGAGCACGGUUUAGGAUUUUCAUAAUGUAGUUUGCAUGUUUUUAAUGAUAGAUUAGAUCUCGAUCCUCGCAAUCGCGCGGAUUUUUGUUCUCAUUUAUUUUUGUAUAACUUUUUGUUUUCAAUUCUAAAUUGGUAUAUAUUAUAAUAUAUGUGUCUAUCAAUUUUUAAAACAUAAUAAGUUUACAAUAUAUUUUCUUCAUUGAAUAUAUUAUUUCAAACAUUCACAUGUAUUUGUAUAUAUAUAUAUAUAUAUAUAUAUAUAUAUAUAUAUAUAUUCAGAUUAUUAUUUCAUUAUUAAAAUCAUAACUAUAUAUAUAAAUAUUAGUAAAAUAUUAUUUUAUUAUCAUAUUCAAAGAUAUUGUAACAUUUCACAAAUUUAGAAUUUUUUUAAAAAAUUAAACUUUUCGCUUCAUAAAUUUAUAUUAUCGAGUAAAUAAUUAAACAAUGGUAAACAUAAUAAUUUAAGAAAAAUGUAUUCACAUGAUUUAAACAUGGAAAAAAACUCUUUGUUGGAAAAGAAAACAAUGUGAUGUUGAUGAUGUAAUUUGUUAACGUUGCUAGAUUUUCAAUCCCUUUGUUUUCAUGUCGUACCUAACAAUUUGUUUAUUUAUUAAAAAAAUAGAUCAAUAAUAUAAUGAGGUCAAUUUGUUACUGAGGUAAAGUGGCAUUUUCAUUGUAACUAUUGUCUUCAUAUAGAAGUAUCAAAAGCAAAUAUUGAUGCUUUGAAGAAAUUUCAUAUAAUCUUCUUUUUGUAUCUCUGGCUACUGCUAUUCAGGUUCCAAAGCUUGCGAAAACAGUUUCGUUCAACUGUAAAAACCACACUUUCAUUUUAUAUUUUAUAUCUUGUCUUCAUGUCAUGAAUCAUUUACCCUCUUGGUUUCUUCUUGACACAUAGAGUCAUCACCAGAAACAAGUGAGGAUAAACAUAACAAGUCUCUAUAUAUACACCAAGCAUCGUCAUAACAUGAUGAGAAUCUUUCAAAUUCAUUUGUAGGAUUUUGUUUUUGUCCAACUCUUUUCACGAAAUAAUGUGUUAGACAAGUGGUUGUUUUUAUUUUAAACAACAAAGAGGAAAAAAAACCAAAGACACUACUUGUGAAAACAUUUUCAAGCAUUUGGUUGAAUCUAGUUUUUAACAAAUUUAACAGUUUUAGUUUUAAUCAUCUAAAUUUUCAUUAAUCAAAAAAAAAAUCAUCUAAAUUUUCGAAAACAGUCUUUAAACUGAACCGGAAAGAAACACAAAACUGGUUAACUAUCAGUCUCAUCUUCAAAGUUCAUUACAAAAUCGGUUUUGUUCUCAGAAUCAUCACUGCCUCGUCUAGAGACAUCCGACCUUCCUUCUUCUGUUAAGGCUGUCUUCUUGAAUUUGGUAUUUUUAAUUAAAUAUUCAAAAUACGUCUUUAUUUGAACAAGCUCUUACAAGAAUACCAAAAGUUCCGCAUUCACAUUUAAAUCUAGUUAUCAAUAUAAUUUCUUCAGAUUUUUAGAUAUAACAAAAGUCCAAAUAAUUUAUAAUUAUAUCUUCAGAUCUUCGGAUAUAACAAAAGUCCAAAUGCAUUUGAUAAAACAAGAAUACUUAUUGAGAUUCGCAGACAAAUGUUAGUUUUGACUUAUGAUGGAUAGUUUCCUUCAUGAUGGAAGAAUUAAGUGGGCUCUACAGUGGACCAGUACCAAAAAUGUUAAUUCGAAAAUAUCAGUCAUAUAGCUAAAGCCUCGAAGUCAGAGAAAAAGCAAAACAUAAAUAAAGAAGAGAAUGAGGUUAAAACUUUAGGUGAUGUGAUUUCUUUUACCAAAAUUCUUGAUUAACUACAAAAUCCUUGUAAUCAAAAACAAAAUACUGUACUCCUAACCCUAACUUCUAUAUGAUUUUGAAUUUGCAUUGUGCGUGAAAGGAAGAAAACGAAUAAAAAGGAAAAAAGAAGAUUUGGAUUUGGACCCAACGUGAGGGCCGAUAGGCUAAUGUGCCAAUGUGGUCUGAACCGUAUUAAAUUAGUCUGGCCAGACACAUUAUUGACAUUACAGUAUCUAUCACAGGCCUAUUUUAACCUAAUAUCAUUAUAGAAGUCCUCAAUUUAAUUGUUACAUUAUUUUUUUUUUUUCCCUUCAAGUGAUUAUAUUAUCAAACGAUGAAACAUACAUGACCAACGGACUAAGAUAUGCCGUGGUUAGCUAAUCCGACAGACAACACAAUGUCUCCGGAACCUAGAACCCAUAAAGGACAACAGAAGCCCAAACAAUAACAAACCAGGGCACUUACAGACCAACAUUUUAAGCUGAGUAACAAGACUCAUGGACCACUGAUAGCACACUCAACAAAACAGAGAAAUCUAAAUGAUAGAGAGUCUAUGAAAAUUGUUAAACGGGAAUGCCCCUGGCCAAACCACCGUAAAACCACUCCCUCCUAGUACAACGAGGAUACACCUCAAGAACCAAGUAACACAAGCUUCACAAACCGGUAAGGGAGAACCUUCAGAUUCAAUCAACCUCCGGAAACAGAUGAGUCGUACAAGACUGAGAAACGCCAAGUAAUGAAGCCACACCAAAAUCAAAUCUCCACAAGAUCUGAACCAGCAACUAGGAGCCAAGCCCACCUAAUCCGGAGCACCAAGAGCACAGGCCACGAACGGCAUAAAGACGGAUCAGAGGAAUCCACGACAAACUCCACCCACUUAGAUUAAAACUGAAAAGGAGAGAGCCACACAAGAAAUCCAGAGAUAUGCAACACAA